AUGGACGAACCAGAGCGAGCCCCCGUUAAACGAUCCCGUUUCGACCAGACAGAACCAGAGCCGAAGAAGUCUCGAUUUGACCGUCGUUCUCGAUCGCCACCCUCCCGGCGGGCUGAGGGUAGAGACCGCAGCCCUCUUUCGCGAGAUGGUGGCUCUGAGCCAAAGAAGCCCGCCGGCGAUGCAGCAGCAGCUGCAGCCGCUGCCGCUGCCAGAAUCAACGCCCAGCUCCAGGCCAAGAAGGGCAUCCAACAUGUCGAUGUCCCACCUAUCCGAUCAGAGGGCGCGCCAGCGGCCCAGCCGACAACAUCCUCCAGCAGCGCUUCUAACCCUCCACCUGUGUUGAAUGGCGACAUGUAUGUCGCAGACGGCGACUAUAUCCAGGACAUCGAAGUCAACGACUUGAGAAACCGAUACCUAGUGACCAAGGGGUCCACGCAGAAAAUGGUAAAUAUUUUUGAUAUCCCACUGAUUAUCCCAGCUCAUACACCCGCCUGGCCGGGUCUAUUGUUGACUUUUCAAGACGUUACCACUCGAGGGAGUUACUAUCCGAACAAGGCUCUUGCUACCGCAGCGAACCCUCCGCUGUAUCUUCACAUUACAAGCACCUCCAAGGAAGGCCUGGAGUUGGCUGUCCAAAAGGUCAAAGAACUUAUCCAGCAGGACCUCCCACAGCUCGUGGACGAUCGUCGUCUCCGUCGUAGAGACCAGGAACCAGUUGAGAAAGAUGAGUUUGGUCGUCGAAAAUGGAGGGUUGAAAAGGUGCCUAUUGACCUUGAACCCAUCCCAGGGUUCAACUUGCGCGCCCAAGUCGUCGGACAUGGCGGCGCUUAUGUCAAGCACAUCCAGCAGGAAACAAGCUGUCGGGUUCAGAUAAAGGGCCGUGGCUCGGGGUAUCUCGAGGCCGCUACUAACAAGGAGAGCGAUGAAGACAUGUAUCUCAACGUGACUGGCCCAGACUCUGAUAUGAUUGACAGGGCAAAGGAGCUUUGCGAGGACUUGAUUGCCAAUGUUAAAGAGCAGUAUGAAGAAUUCAAGGCCCGUCCACCUCGUCACCACGGAGGCCAUGGUGAGCAUAGAGAGCACAGGGGUCAUGGUGGCCAUGGGGGGCAUGGGGGCCACGGAGGCUAUGGCGGCCAUCAUGGUGGUCAUGGAGGCGGUUAUGGGGACCAAAAUCGCGGCUCCUCUAACAGCGGACAAUAUGGAUAUGGUCGAUAUGGUUCAGAAACUGCUUCAUCCAACAGCCCGGCACCCCCUGGCGUAACCAGCGCCACUACUUCAACCGACUAUGCUGCCCAGUAUGCGCAAUACUACGGUGGCCAAGACCCCUACGCCCCUUGGGGAGGCUAUCAGAACUAUGUUGCCUUGUACCAGCAAUACUAUGGUGCCCAAGGACAGGCCUCAGCUCAGGCACCUGGGCAAGCUGCUCCGGGAGCCCCUGGGCAGUCAGCCUCACCUCCUCCCCCACCGAGCGAGUCCGCUCCUCCACCACCUCCUCCCAGUGCGGCUCCGCCGCCACCUCCACCUUCAGGGUCACCAGGUGACAACCAGCAAUCCGAUCGAGGCCAUGAAACUGCGAAUAUGAGCCACCAAAGAUACCCAUCCCACGAUGCCGUGAAGGAGCCUCACGCAAUCUCCCUCAAGGUCCUGCGCCUCUCUCGCCCAUCCCUCGUCCCCCAGUACCCGUUCGAGUCGCCAGAGUCGCUCUCCACGGCCGGCAGCAUCAGUACCGCCUCCAAGCCCUCCAUCUCGCCGGCAUCGCUCGCCUACAGCUCGCACGGGGAGACCAACUCGGCCCCCUUCCUCCUCAGCCCCAUCGUCAACCUCCCCGUGAGCUUCGGCUCCGCCUACGUCGGGGAGACCUUCAGCUGCACGCUGUGCGCCAACAACGACCUCCCCGACGGCUCGGGCAAGAGCAUCCGCGACGUGCGCAUCGACGCGGAGAUGAAGACCCCCGCGGGCAUACGGGCGCAGAAGCUGGAGCUGUCGGGCGCGGCGACGGGACCGCUGGACCUGGCCGAGGGGGAGACGCUGCAGGGGGUGGUGACGUUCGACCUCAAGGAAGAAGGGAACCACGUGCUGGCGGUGACGGUGAGCUACUACGAGGCGUCGGACACGAGCGGGCGCACGAGGACGUUCCGGAAGCUGUACCAGUUCAUAUGCAAGCCGUCGCUCAUCGUGCGGACCAAGGUGAGCGCGCUGCCGGGCUUCAAGAAGGCCGCUGCUGCCGCGGGCGGCGAGGAGGACGAGGAGAGGAGCAGAUGGGUCCUGGAGGCGCAGCUGGAAAACUGCAGCGACGAGGUGAUGCAGCUCGAGAAGGUGGCCAUGGAGUGCGAGGCUGAGCUGGCAUACCGGGACUGCAACUGGAAGGUGAGUGGGAGCACGAAGCCGGUGCUGCAUCCCGGGGAGACGGAGCAGCUGUGCUUUGUUGUCAACGAGAAGGAGGACGGCGGCCGGGUCAAGGCUACGAGGGAUGGAAGGAUCAUCUUCGGGGUGCUGGGUAUUGGCUGGAGAGGGGAGAUGGGCAACCGAGGGUUUCUGUCAACGGGCAAGCUUGCGGCAAAGGCACAGGUUGAAGUGUGA
Clonostachys rhizophaga is the source of this 2580-nucleotide messenger RNA. NCBI's taxonomy places the organism in Eukaryota, Fungi, Ascomycota, Sordariomycetes, Hypocreales, Bionectriaceae. The record is from the annotation of a GenBank genome assembly.